Molecule: messenger RNA, 1387 nt
Organism: Micromonas commoda
Lineage: Eukaryota; Viridiplantae; Chlorophyta; Mamiellophyceae; Mamiellales; Mamiellaceae
Exons: 2
Coding region: 1-1326 (441 amino acids)
Source: RefSeq, a predicted model, not a curated record
AUGACUCUCGAGGCCACGGACCCAAAGGCCGCGUCCCGCCCGUCCACCGCCACCCUGGAGGGCAUCAAGGAGGCGCUCACGCACACCCUGGUGCAGAAGUUUUCCGCCAAGUUCGCCGACACGUCGGCGCAGGUGCGGUCGAUCAUCGCGGACGAGGUUGCUGGAUUCAUGUCCCUCACCGGGUCCGUGAAGGACUCCGACAUCGAGUCGCUCGAGGGCAGGAUCCGCGACCGCGUGCUGGGGGCCAAGUCCGCCGCGCGCAGGUACAAAGGUCCGGUGAACGACGAGUGGGCCGAGAUCUCCGCCUUUGUCGCCGAGGAGGGCUUAAGGCUCGAGUCCGAGAAGAAGGCUCAGAUCGCGGCGAAAAAGAAGGCGUACCAGGCGGAGCUCGACGCGCAGGUGGCCGCGAAGGCUGCGAAGAAAGAGGAGGCGAAGCGAGCGGUGUUGGCGGAGAAGGCCGAGCAGGAGGCGCAGCUCGAGAAGUGGCGGGAGGAGGAGCUCGCCAAGCUCUCCAAACGGGCGGCGGCGACGGACAGGCUCCUCGACGACCGCCGCGCGCAAAUUGAGGAUUUGCACGCUCGCAAGGCGGCGCAGGCGGCGGCGAAGAAACAGGAGGAGGAGGACCUGAGGCGCGCGCUCGCCGCGGAGUUCCGCAAGAAGACGGCGAAGGAGGAGGAGGAAAAGCGCGUCAAGGCGAUCGAGAUCGAGGCGCUCAAGCGGUCCAACGCGGAGACUCUUCGACUGCGAACGGAGCAGGAGAAAGCCGACGCCGAGCUCGACCUCGAGUACCAGCGCCUGUACGCCGAGAAGCUGCGGAAGCAGGAGGAGGCGUACCUCGAGAACAUCCGCAAGAUGAAGGAGAAGCUCGACGCCCAGUCCGUGGGCGAACCGGUUCCGAGUUACAAGCGGUACAUGCCCGACGACGUCAUCGAGCGCAACGCGAGGAAUUACGACAGGCUCGGCGAGGAACGCGAAGCUCGGGACCUCGCCAGGGCCGAAGCCCUCGCCGCCGAGACCCGGCGGCACCUCGCGGAGCAGGUCAAGUGGAAGCAGGACAAGCUGGACCGCGAGCGCGCCGCGGAAGCGGCCAGGCACGAGCGCUUCGCGCACGUCGUCGACGUCCUCGAGGAUGUCGAAAAGGCGGAGGCUGAGAAGACGCGAAACGCGAGGGUGGCGCAUCGGUUGGAGCUGGAGGCUCAGAUGCGGGACAACCUGACGCGCAAGGCUGUGUUCCCGAUGACGGAGACGGAGAAGUCGCUCAACGCGGACAUGCUGGCGAGGGUGCGGGAGUACAAGACGCUCAGGGCCUCCGCCGGCGAGCACUGAUCGAUCCUUUGCGGUCGGAUGCUGGUAACCAAAUGAGACUCGUCAAUUUCUGGAAUCAAGA